AUGGCCAACGCCACUGGUCUGGCGUCAACUGCCGACGUGACGCUACCGUUCGUCUUUGACGAAGUCACCAAGCACUAUCAGACGCUCAAUGUUGUCGAGCGCCUGUGGGCAAGUUGGUACGUCUGGAUGCAAAACGACAUCUUGGCCACAGGGAUCCUUACCUUCCUUGUCCACGAGAUUGUCUACUUCGGGAGGUCAUUACCAUGGAUCAUCAUCGACGCGAUACCUUUCUUCCGCCGGUGGAAAAUACAAGCCGACAAAAUCCCGACAUGGAAGGAGCAAUUCCAAUGCGCUGCCCUCGUUCUUCUCAGCCACUUCACUGUCGAGCUUCCCGAAAUCUGGCUGUUCCACCCGAUGGCCAUAUGGUGCGGCAUGGCUUUCGAUGUUCCAUUCCCGCCUGUGUGGAAGAUGGCGCUCCAUAUUGUCAUAUUCUUUGUGCUCGAAGACACAUGGCACUACUGGACGCACCGCCUCAUGCACCAGCCCACACUGUACCGCCUAAUCCAUAAGCUGCACCAUACCUACUCGGCUCCCUUCGGCUUGACUGCCGAGUAUGCCUCGCCCAUCGAGGUCCUGGUCCUUGGCCUGGGUACUGCUGGCACCCCUCUCCUGUGGGUCUACAUCACCAACGACCUGCACCUUUUCACCAUGCAGCUCUGGAUCGUCCUGCGCCUGCUUCAGGCAGUCGAUGCCCACAGCGGCUACGAGUUCCCUUGGAGCCUACACCAUUUCGUUCCCUUCUGGGCUGGUGCCGAUCACCACGACCUGCACCACGAGCAGUUCAUUGGCAACUAUGCAUCCUGCUUCCGCUGGUGGGACUACUGCCUCGACACCGAGGCCGGCGCCGAGGCGGCCACCAAGCGCCGUGAGAAGAAGCUCGCCAAGGCCAAGAAGAACAUGUAA
Messenger RNA from Gaeumannomyces tritici R3-111a-1, 903 nucleotides. RefSeq lists its product as hypothetical. The coding region runs from base 1 to 903 and encodes 300 amino acids. Gene Ontology annotation, biological process: ergosterol biosynthetic process. The record is from RefSeq and is a predicted model, not a curated record. Lineage: Eukaryota; Fungi; Ascomycota; Sordariomycetes; Magnaporthales; Magnaporthaceae. The transcript has 3 exons. Gene Ontology annotation, molecular function: C-4 methylsterol oxidase activity; iron ion binding.